AUGCCCAUCUCAAGACCAACAACACAUUCCAAAUCUCGAAACGGCUGUCUUCGAUGUAAAGCCAAGAAAACGAAAUGCGAUGAGAGAAAACCCUCGUGCGCGCGGUGUCAAGAUCGAGGGUUUCAGUGUCCUGGAUAUGCGCUUGAUGUGCGAUGGUCACAUAAGCAUCAGGUCCGCGCGGAUAGGGCUGCAUCCAGAGAUUCAGCUAGGAAUAUGAACAUGACUUUCAGCGAGAUGGAGACUGAGGCAGUGUCGCAGAAUAACCCUCCCGGCGAUAAUGUCAACGUUCAGCUGUUGGAUUCGGAGCCGUGGCUGGCAUCACCAUCGCAAUGGAGUCUCUUGAUGCCGCAGGAGUUGUUUGCCCUCAAUGACGCUCCUGCCAACACAUUUCUUCUCAAUCAGCAGCCGAGCUUGUUUGAAUCGGACCUCAUAGGCACGGCUUGGACUGUGGACAAUGAAAGUUCAUCCUCGCCUUCGGACAGCGUGGAAAAUCCACCGGUGGCAAGUACAUCGCCAGCAGGACAUGAGAAUGAACAACAAGUCAGACAGAAUGAAUCCCCUCGGCCUUGCCAGCUUGACAACAUGAGUAACAACGCGGGCCUGUCGGAACUUGUUAUUUCCAACGGUUUUUCUGUGUUUCCAAAUGCGCCAAAAGAGAUCCAUCACCUGCCUACAGCCCUGUCUGAAUACUUCUUCCGCGAGGUCAUCACUCUCUACUGCCUCUGGGAUAGCAAAUCCAACGUGAUGCGCAACAUUGUCGAGACCAUGUGGCAAUCCUCUGGCGCUCUCCAUCACACCAUUCAGAGCAUGGCCGCAGCCUGCCUAUGCGAAGACUUUCCGCACCUACGGCCCGUUGCUCGCAGCGAACACACCCAAGCCCUCGAGCAUAUCCACAAGAAUUCAUCAUUGUCUACCUACAAGGACGCUAUGCUGCUCGCAGCAACUCUCCUCGGGCACACUUCAAGCUGGCUGAACCCGCAGAACUUGGCCACGGACAUGUUCAGGGCAAGCUGCGGCAUGCUGAACGACAUCGUCACAGAGCCGGCAAGAGAGGACCAGUGCCUUUCGUUUUUCAGCGGCACAAUGGACUACUGGGCCAUGUUACUUGCCUAUCUAACAGACAGCAACCAGCUAGGCGACUACCGUCGACAUUCGUCAGUCGGCCCUGCAGAGGCUUCCAGGACUUCCGAGCCCCAUCCGUACUCGGGCAUAUCUCACGACAUGGUCCGGGUAUUGACCGACAUAGGCAUCUUAAUCUUUCAAUACCGAAAACACAUGUUAACCGUCAAAUUCAUGUCCGAAAACGACCUAGACAUCUUCAAAAAUGCUCUACGUGAAGCCCGGCGACUGGAGCGCUUGCUCCUCGCCCACCGCUCACCACAACUAUCUCAAUUCAAAGACCCGGGUGACCCCAAAACACCCCUAAAGCACCUCGAACUCAUAGACGAAGCAUACAGAUGCACCGGACUGCUCCAACUAUACCGAGUCUUUCCCGACCUUCUCAACGAGCGCUACGCUCCCUGGGACAAGGACCACCUGCUCCGGCCGUUGCCCUCCGCCAAGCCGCCCACAGCGGAACACAACUGUGGUUAA
Pochonia chlamydosporia 170 is the source of this 1593-nucleotide messenger RNA. RefSeq names its product C6 zinc finger domain-containing protein. Gene Ontology annotation, biological process: positive regulation of transcription by RNA polymerase II. The transcript has a single exon. Gene Ontology annotation, molecular function: DNA-binding transcription factor activity, RNA polymerase II-specific; zinc ion binding; transcription cis-regulatory region binding. Bases 1 to 1593 code for a protein of 530 amino acids. The record is from RefSeq and is a predicted model, not a curated record. NCBI's taxonomy places the organism in Eukaryota, Fungi, Ascomycota, Sordariomycetes, Hypocreales, Clavicipitaceae. Gene Ontology annotation, cellular component: nucleus.